AGUUACUGCCCAGAGACCUGGAAAGAGAAGCUCGGUUUAGGGACAACCAUGGUAAUGGAUGAGGACAGCUUGAUGGUCUCCAUCAAGAAAGAUGCCUACGAAGUUCUUAAGAAAAGAAAGGACUGUCUAAGUAGUCUCAUUUACAAAAAGUUUGCUUGUACACUGACCUUCAAAAAUGCAAAUUGCACUGUUGAAGUAUACAGGAAACAACUGAAGGGAAUUGACAUUUGUGUUUGUAAGGAUGAUCUCACAAAACACGAGGUUGAUGCUUUGGUCAAUGCAGCCAAUGAAUAUCUAGAUCAUGGAGGAGGCCUUGCUUUCGCCCUUGUGAAUGCUGGAGGGCCAGUAAUACAAGAGCAAAGCAAGCUUCAUAUUCAGAGGCGUGGAAAACUCGCAACUAGUGACAUAGCAGUGACAGAUGGAGGGAAGCUUCCUUGUAAGAAAAUUAUUCAUACAGUUGGUCCAAAGUGGUUCGUUUAUGAAAAGGAAAGAUGUUGUGACCUACUUGAGAAAGCUAUUUUCAAUGUUCUGAGUUAUGCUAGUGCUCCAGAAAGUGCCAUAAAGUCUGUGGCUAUCCCAGCAGUGAGUUCAGGUAUUUAUGGCUUCCCAGUUGAUUUGUGUGCUCAAGUGAUUGUAAUGGCUAUAAAGCAGUUUGUUGAGGCAAGUCCACCAAGCUGUCUCAGGGAAAUCCGCCUGGUGAACAUUUGUGAGCCUACAGUUGCAGAAAUGAAGAAGGCCUGUGAAAAGUUUCUGGGUGAUACCAGUUCACUUCAGGAAACUCUUUCAGCUUCAGCAAACCAGCCUUUAGCUUUCAUCAAAUAUGGAGGCACUCGCUUGCGCAUCAUAAAAGGACUCCUUGAAGAGCAGAAGACUACAGCUAUUGUUAAUUCCGUGUCUUUGAAUGACGAGCCUCACUCUCCAGUUUCAAGAAGACUGCUGCAAAAAGCGGGUCCAGCUCUUCAGGAUGAACUUAAGACUCAUCUUAGAUAUUCUUCGUCUUAUAAGGAACUCAUCGCAACAAAAGGGCAUAAUCUGGCCUGUGAGCUCGUGCUGCACGUUGUAUGGCCGCAAUACCACCACAAGGUGUUGCUGUGUGAGGAGUUAAGAGCUGCAGUGACAAGAUGCCUGCUUUACAUUCAGGACUGGCAAUCAUCUCCCUCGGUUUCUUUUCCAGCAAAUGGGAUUUGGUCGUUAAUCCUGCCUGUUGAUUUAGUGGCAGAGAUCAUGACUGAAGAGGUUUUAAAUUUUGCCAGGGCACACCCUAAGAAGAAGAUAGAUGUGCAGUUUGUCUGUAGCCCAGAUGAAUACAAUGCCUAUGAGGUUUUCCAGAGAAAACUUUAUUCAGCAGCACAGAAACUGGAAAAAAAGCAAUCAGACAACAGAAGUGAUCAUUUGAGUAUAGAGUCAGGCAGUCAAAGAGUAAAAGAGCCUGCAAAUAAUGAACCAGCUAUUGAACUUAAAGGAAACACACGUACAGCAUUGGAAGCAGCAGAAUCGUGGAUCCAAAGUGUUGUACAGAUUCGUCACAAUCACAGUGCUGUUAUUGAAAACAACUACAUUUUUAGCCUCGGUAAAAACGAGUUUGCAGAACUCUCUCGGGAGCAGCGUUCGAGCGUGCGGGUAUCAGAAGUAGUGCGAGGAGGAAAAGCAAGACUGGAAUUUCAAGGGGCCCCUGAUGCUGUGAUUGAUGCAGUGCUCGCAACUGAAAAAUUACUGCUUCGUAUGCAAGAGAAGACUACAGCCAAACAGGUGGAACUGCUACAGUUACUAAGCGAACCAGAAGUGGGUCAGCUUCCAGAAGGACAACUUCUCAACACAGAUACUACUAAAUUCAUCCAGAUUACACCAGUGGAAUCACACCGCCAGGAGUUUAAAGACAGACAGAAACAGUUUGAAAAAGCUGGGCUUCAUGUUGUCAAGAUUGAAAAGAUACAUAAUCGUCUUUUAUCUGCUGCAUUCCAACACAUGAAAAAAAAAAUAGAAGAAAAACAAGGUACCUCCAAAAUAACCCACAAGUUGUACCAGCACGUGCCGGCUCAGUUCUGUAGCUCGGUGUGCCAAACUGGAUUUCACAGGAUGUAUUCUCCACCAUCAGCACAAAAAUAUGGAGCCGGCAUCUACUUUAAAAGGAACCCAAAAAGCCUCAUCGAGGGAAACGAUACGUGGGAAACAGACUCUAAAAUGUAUGUGUUUGAGGCUGAUGUAUUAACAGGCCUAUACACUAAAGGCAAGCCGUCUUAUAUUGUGCCACCAGCAGUGGAGGGGGAUGCCACUAAGGUAUAUGACAGCUUAGUAGAUGAUGUAAACAAUCCUGACACCUUUGUCAUUUGCAACAGCGUUGGGGCCCUUCCACAAUAUCUGUUGACUUGUUCCCAGCUGGGGGAGAGGUAUACGGCUGUCUGA
Molecule: messenger RNA, 2403 nt
Organism: Antrostomus carolinensis (chuck-will's-widow)
Lineage: Eukaryota; Metazoa; Chordata; Aves; Caprimulgiformes; Caprimulgidae
Gene: PARP9
Product: poly(ADP-ribose) polymerase family member 9
Exons: 9
Biological process (GO): positive regulation of type II interferon-mediated signaling pathway; protein poly-ADP-ribosylation; negative regulation of gene expression
Cellular component (GO): cytoplasm; nucleus
Molecular function (GO): transcription corepressor activity; ubiquitin-like protein ligase binding; NAD+ poly-ADP-ribosyltransferase activity
Source: RefSeq, a predicted model, not a curated record